Poecilia latipinna (sailfin molly) is the source of this 2926-nucleotide messenger RNA. It is a transcript of the gene vav3a, whose product is annotated as vav guanine nucleotide exchange factor 3. Gene Ontology annotation, molecular function: guanyl-nucleotide exchange factor activity; protein binding. Gene Ontology annotation, biological process: regulation of GTPase activity; cell migration; intracellular signal transduction. Lineage: Eukaryota; Metazoa; Chordata; Actinopteri; Cyprinodontiformes; Poeciliidae. The record is from RefSeq and is a predicted model, not a curated record. The transcript is spliced from 28 exons. Bases 304 to 2904 code for a protein of 866 amino acids. Gene Ontology annotation, cellular component: plasma membrane; cytoplasm.
AAGGGUGCAGGACGCACUCCAUCUACAGUCUCGCUUCAGCCUCGCCACGCCGGACCUCGUCAUCCGUGGAGCGCCCGCCACGCAUCUCCCAGGAGCUAUCCGCCGCGGUUCCCUUUACUCUCCUCGUCGGGUUUUACGCUGGGACGGAUCCGGCAUGGGUCCGGUCUACUGAAAGGCGCGAGAGAGGUGUUGCCGAACCGUUAGCAGUUUGAGUCUAUAUACACACACGCGCGCGCGCGCGGGCACGCACACAGACACACACGGAGAGACGCGUGAGAACUCGCUCCGGCUGAAGACAGAAUAAUGAUGGAGUAUUGGAGGCAGUGCGCGCUGUGGCUGAUCAACUGCAAGGUGCUCCCUCCUAACCACAGGGUGACAUGGGAGUCAGCGCAGGUAUUUGACUUGGCUCAGACCCUCCGGGAUGGAGUCCUCCUGUGCCAUCUGCUCAACAACCUGAAGCCCCAGUGCAUCAACCUGAAGGAGAUCAACCUCCGGCCGCAAAUGUCACAGUUCCUGUGCCUGAAGAAUAUCCGGACGUUCCUGGUGGCGUGCAGCGACUCAUUUGGAAUGAAGAAGAGCGAACUGUUCGACGCCUUUGACCUUUUCGAUGUCAGGAACUUUGGCAAGGUUAUGGACACGCUGUCCAAACUUUCCCACACGAGCAUCGCACAGCAAACGGGAAUCAGGCAUUUUCCCACAGAGGAGCGCGUGGAAGACGAGGACAUCUACAACCACCUGGAGGACCUGAUCGAUGAGAACGGCGUGGAGGACGAGGAGGACCUGUACGCCUGCGUGUACGAGGACGAGGAAGGCGGCGAGAUCUACGAGGACCUGAUGAAGACAGAGGCCAUCCCUCCUCCGGCGUUCCAGAAGCAGGCAGAGAUCGACAUCAGGAGUUGCUGCUUAACAGAGAUCAAGCAGACAGAGGAGAAAUACACCGAGACCCUGGAGUCCAUAGAGAAGCACUUUAUGAUGCCCCUCACCAUGUUUUUUUCUACGGUUGAGAUGGAGAAGGUGUUUGUGAAUAUUCCGGAACUGGUAAAGGUUCACAAGGGUUUAUUGCUGGAAAUCCAAGAGUCGGUCCACCAGAGAGGUUCCCAGAACCUUUACCAGAUCUUCAUAAGUUUUAAAGAAAGGUUGUUGAUCUAUGGGAAAUACUGCAGUCACGUGGAGACGGCCAUCACCACCCUGGACGACAUCUGCAAACACAGGGAGGACGUGCGCAUGAAGCUAGAGGAAUGUUCUAAAAGAGCCAAUUAUGGCAAGUUCACGUUGAGAGACCUGCUUGUGGUUCCCAUGCAGCGGGUGUUGAAGUAUCAUCUCCUUUUGCAGGAACUGGUAAAACACACCCAUGACGCCUCUGAAAAAAGUAAUCUACGGACAGCGCUGGAUGCGAUGAAGGAUUUGGCACAGUACGUCAAUGAAGUCAAACGGGACAAUGAGACGUUGCGAGAAAUAGAGCAGUACCAGAGAUCCAUUGAAAACCUGAACCAACCUCUGAGCAACUACGGGAGACCCAAAGGCGACGGGGAGGUGCGGGUGACCUCAGUGGACAAACGAGCAAAGCAGGACAGGCACAUCUUCCUGUUCGACGCUGCCGUGAUCGUUUGCAAGCGCCGAGGGGACAACUACGAGAUGAAAGAAGUGAUCGACCUGCACCUCUUCAAGAUCACCAACAACCCGACAUCCGACAAGGAGAACAGGAAGUGGUCCUACGGAUUCUACCUCACUCACAACCAGGGCCAGAACGGCUUUGAGUUUUUCUUCAAGACCAAAGAGCUGAAAAAGAAGUGGCUGGAGCAGUUCGGCAUGGCCAUAUCAAACAUCCGUCCUGAGAACGCAACCAACAAUUUCCACGAGUUCCGGAUGCACACCUUUGAGAGAAUCACCUCCUGCAACUCUUGCCACAUGCUGCUGAGGGGGGUCUUUUACCAGGGCUACCUGUGCUCCAAGUGUGGCUUAGGUGCCCAUAAAGAAUGCCUGGGACGCUUUGGCUGCUGCGGAAAAACAGAUUCCGGCUCCGUCAGAACUCAGAGCAAACAUCGAGAUCCAGGUCUGCCCAAGAUGCUGGUCAUCAGGAACUACUUUGGCGUGCCGAGUCCUGCCUCUGGUCCGGCGCUCUCCAUCCAGACCGGAGACAUCAUCGAGUUAAUAUGUGCCGACCUACACAGCCCCUGGUGGCAGGGCAGGAUCCUGUCGACGAAAGAGGCUGGCUUCUUUCCAAGCGACGCCGUGCGGCCGUGUCCUUGUGUGCCGAAGCCUGUCGAUUACUCCUCACAGCUAUGGUUUGCAGGUCCAAUAGAGAGAUUUCAGGCAGAAGCAGAACUCAUCAACAGGGUCAACAGCACCUAUCUGGUCCGCCACCGCAGCAAAGAGUUCACAGAGUACGCCAUCAGCAUAAAGUACAACAACGACGUGAAGCACAUAAAGAUCCUGACCAAGGAGGGCUGCUACUACAUUGCAGAGAACAAGAAGUUCAGGAGCAUAUUAGAGCUGAUCGAGUACUACAAACACCACUCCCUUAGAGAAGGCUUCAAGAGUCUGGACACCACCCUGCAGUUCCCCUACCGCGAACCGGAGAACGCGGCUGUGCACCGCUUCAACAGAUCAGGCAGCAACACUCCAUUGCUCUGCGGCCUCUCUCUCGUAACUCCUGCCGGCUACAGCUUUGUGCCUCCUUCCUCUGCUCCCUUCUGGUCAGGUACAGUGCUGACGCCCAAAGUGAUCGGCGUGGCCAUAGCGCGGUACGACUUCAGCUCCAGAGACACCCGGGAGCUGUCGCUGCAGGAGGGCGACGUGGUGAAGAUCUACACCAAGUCCGGAGCCAACGGCUGGUGGCGGGGCGAAGUCAACGGCCGGGUCGGUUGGUUUCCGUCUACGUACGUGGAGGAGGGCGAGGAGUGAGCCGACCGACCAGCUGGAUUGG